AUGAAGCUCGAAUACGCCCUCCUCCUCGCUGCGCCGAUGCAGAUCUGCGCUGCAUCUCUGCCCUUCUUCCAGCAGACUCCUCUGACGACCCUGGAGGAGCAGUUCCCUGUCGAUGGUGACAACCCGUUGGGAUAUUGCACCGACCCGAAAGACGAUAUUCUCGAGAUCACCUCGGUGAACCUCUCUCCAAACCCACCUGAGCCUGGCCAAACCCUCACCAUCGAGGCCGAAGGAACUUUCCACGAACCUGUCGAGAGAGGCUCCAAGAUCCACCUCGAGGUCAAAUACGGACUGAUUAAACUGAUCAAGACCGAUGCCGACCUCUGCGACGAGAUCGAGGCCAAUACCGACCUGAAGUGUCCGCUACAAGGAAAGCAGAAGUUUGUAAAGCAGGUCGAAAUUCCCAGCCAGGUUCCACCAGGCCGAUAUGCCGUUUUGGCCGAUGUCUACACCAAAGAUUCGGAGCGUGUUACCUGUCUUCAAGCUCGUGACAUUGUCUUUUAA
Molecule: messenger RNA, 504 nt
Organism: Talaromyces rugulosus
Lineage: Eukaryota; Fungi; Ascomycota; Eurotiomycetes; Eurotiales; Trichocomaceae
Exons: 3
Coding region: 1-504 (167 amino acids)
Biological process (GO): intracellular sterol transport
Molecular function (GO): sterol binding
Source: RefSeq, a predicted model, not a curated record